UCUGCGGCGUGUGUCAGUCGGUAGCAGGGAGCAUGUCGCACGCCGCUCCGCUCGCCAAGCCCUCCAACCCGAGCAAUCCCCGGGUCUUUCUCGAUGUGGACUUGGGGGCGGAACGAGUUGGCCGAAUUGUAUUGGAAUUGUUUGCUGACAUUGUACCUAAAACUGCUGAGAACUUCCGUGCAUUAUGUACUGGAGAGAAAGGUAUUGGACCCACAACUGGAAAGCCUCUUCAUUUUAAAGGAUGCCCCUUCCAUAGGAUUAUCAAGAAAUUUAUGAUCCAAGGAGGAGACUUCUCAAAUCAAAAUGGAACAGGUGGAGAAUGUAUAUAUGGGGGGAAAUUUGAAGAUGAAAACUUUCAUUACAAGCACGAUCAGCCAGGCUUGCUCAGCAUGGCAAAUGCAGGACAGAAUACAAAUGGUUCUCAGUUCUUCAUCACAACUGUACCAACUCCUCACCUUGAUGGGAAACAUGUAGUCUUUGGACAGGUGAUCAAAGGCAUGGGUGUUGUAAAGCUUCUAGAAAAUGUUGACGUAAAAGGGGAAGAAUCUAUUAAGAAGUGCAUUAUUGCAGAAUGUGGAGAGCUAAAGGAAGGAGAUGACUGGAGAGCUUUGCCAGUGGAUGAUUCUGGAGAUACUCAUCUAGACUUUCCUGAGGAUUCUGAUAUGGACUUUAUGGAAACUGACAAGAUUUUAUCUGUAGCAGAAGAUAUAAAAAAUACAGGCAAUACAUUCUUCAAAUCCCAGAACUGGGAAGUGGCACUAAGGAAGUACAGCAAGUCUUUAAGAUACAUAGAAGCUUCUCUUGCUGUAGCAGGGAAGGAAGAUUCAGCAAAGUUGAAUGCUGCAGCUUUGACCUGCCAUCUAAAUGUUGCUGCAUGCAAAUUGAAGCUAGCAGAAUGGCAAGACGCAAUUGAAAACUGUGCUAAGGUUCUGGCCCUUGAUCCUACAAAUACCAAAGCACUUUACAGAAGGGCUCAGGCCUUGGAAGCAACAAGAGAUUACGAACAGGCAUUGGCUACCCUCCAGCAGGCUCAAGGCAUAGCUCCUCAAGACAAAGCUAUCCAAAUGGAAGUACAGAAGAUUAAGCAAAAGAUAAAGAACCAGAAGGAGAAAGAGAAGGCAGUUUAUGCAAAGAUGUUUGCUUAAAUUGAACUUUGUGUCCCUUCAUCACGAAUCCUGCCAUUCAGUGUACAAGCAUUUAGAGGUAUUACUGACAGUGACAUUGUUAUGGAUCACAGUCAAUAAUGAUGCUAUUUCUCAUGUUUGGAUCAUUUAAAAACCUGCAUAUGAUUUCAUACAUCUUCAGUAAUAAGGCAGUAGUAGUAGUAAUAUAAAAAAAAAAUUAGAAUGACCUAGUUACAAGGAUUUGGGGGAGAAAUUCAGUAAUGUAAGUUUAGUUUCUUUUAUUCCCUAAUGCUGUUACGUGGUAUUUAAGAAAUAAAACCAUUGAGCUUCCGGUGGGUGGAUCGGCGAUGGCGGU
This is a messenger RNA of Gekko japonicus, 1479 nucleotides long. It is a transcript of the gene PPID, whose product is annotated as peptidylprolyl isomerase D. The coding region runs from base 33 to 1145 and encodes 370 amino acids. Gene Ontology annotation, biological process: protein folding; protein peptidyl-prolyl isomerization. The transcript is spliced from 10 exons. Gene Ontology annotation, molecular function: protein binding; peptidyl-prolyl cis-trans isomerase activity. The record is from RefSeq and is a predicted model, not a curated record. Lineage: Eukaryota; Metazoa; Chordata; Lepidosauria; Squamata; Gekkonidae.